This is a messenger RNA of Piliocolobus tephrosceles (Ugandan red Colobus), 2857 nucleotides long. RefSeq names its product chromosome 5 C6orf62 homolog (gene C5H6orf62). The coding region runs from base 1008 to 1610 and encodes 200 amino acids. The record is from RefSeq and is a predicted model, not a curated record. The transcript has 5 exons. NCBI's taxonomy places the organism in Eukaryota, Metazoa, Chordata, Mammalia, Primates, Cercopithecidae.
CACACCGGGGCGGUGCCGGUGAGAGGCGGGUGACGCAGCGGCCUCGCUGCCAUUUUAAGUUGUUUGUUCUCGCUUCUUUCUCAAACGCGACUCUGCCCCGGACCCGGGAGGCGCCCGAGGCCGUCGCCGCUUCUGCAGCCACCGGUGGGGGGGGAACGAGGCAAUACCGCCGCGGACGCUCACCAACAGCUUCGGCUUUUCCCCCCUCCGGGUCUCCGCGACUUUUUCUGAGAGCCGGAAUCCGACUGUAGGGGGAAGAAAGACUCAAGAGCAGAUGCUUGAACUGAAAUAACUUUAUUUUGGGGGGUUACUUCGCUGACCCUUAGCGCAGGGCUUCCUUUCCCUUCCCCCUCCUCCGCCAGUACCAAUCCAACUCCCCAUCUUUCUCCUCGUUUUUCCUCUUUUUCUUUUUCUCUCCCUGUCGCCGCUGUCUCCGCGUCCUUCCCCUCCGUCGCCGCCCAGGGCGCCGAGCCAGACUAUGGGUCCCAGGUGGGGGCUGAGCGGCGGCAGCAGCGCGGGCGGUCCAGUCACAGUGCGCAUUGCAGCGGGGAUGGAGGGGCUCAGUUGGCUGGUGGUUUUCUCUUGACAUGGCUCCUGCCCGUGCUACGAGCAGCGCCGCCGCCGCCUCUUCCGCCGCCGCCACCGCUCCGCCCGCAGGCUGCGGCUAGAGGGCCCAAACCCCGCCCGAGAGUCGGUCCGUGAGUCCCGGGCUUUGCGGGGACAGGGAGGGGAUUUCCCCGUCACCCACCCCGCCCUAACUGCCUCAAUUCCACCCCCUGCCCCUCGGGAAACAAACUAACGACCCCACCCUAAACAAUCCAAACUCUGGAAACAUGGUCUGUUCAACGUGAGAGAGCUAAUCCGGGAACUUAAUUUUUUGGGGGGAGGGUGGGUGGGCUUACUUUAGAAGUAAUAUUAACACAAUUAUUUUCUUUUUUCCCCACUGAACCUUCCCAUUUACCCUCUCCCGCCUACUCCACCCGGGCGGGAAUUGUUUCCAUGAUGAAAUGAGUGAAAACCCGAGUGAUCCUGUGUCUCCCGUGGUGCGAAAGAAAAAGUCAGCACUUUUUGAAGUGUCUGAGGUUAUACCAGUCAUGACAAAUAAUUAUGAAGAAAAUAUCCUGAAAGGUGUGCGAGAUUCCAGCUAUUCCUUGGAAAGUUCCCUGGAGCUUUUACAGAAGGAUGUGGUACAGCUCCAUGCUCCUCGAUAUCAGUCUAUGAGAAGGGAUGUAAUUGGCUGUACUCAGGAGAUGGAUUUCAUUCUUUGGCCUCGGAAUGAUAUUGAAAAAAUUGUCUGUCUCCUGUUUUCUAGGUGGAAGGAAUCUGAUGAGCCUUUUAGGCCUGUUCAGGCCAAAUUUGAGUUUCAUCACGGUGACUAUGAAAAACAGUUUCUGCAUGUACUGAGCCGCAAGGACAAGACUGGAAUCGUUGUCAACAAUCCUAACCAGUCAGUGUUUCUCUUCAUUGACAGACAGCACUUGCAGACUCCAAAAAACAAAGCUACAAUCUUCAAGUUAUGCAGCAUCUGCCUCUACCUGCCACAGGAACAGCUCACCCACUGGGCAGUUGGCACCAUAGAGGAUCACCUCCGUCCUUAUAUGCCAGAGUAGAGUACUGACCAGCAAAAUGGAGAAGAUCAGAGAAUGCAGCAGCAAUGUUUUUUCUUGUUUUCUUACCACUUUAUUCUUUCAGAGUUUAAAGAAAAUGGACUCAUGCACAGAACACUAUGCAUUUUGAAACUCGUUCAUCCUGGAUUUUUUUAAAUCAUUUUUAUCUCAGAACUUAAAAAAAAUUAGAUGUCGUGCACAGACUGUGUGAAAGAAGAUGCUUUGCAUAUUUGCUGCACUGCAUCAGUAUCUUACUAAAAAUGUGAAAUGAAAGGACUAUUGUACACUGAAAUGCUUAAAUGUAUCUGAAAGCACAAGGUGAUACUCAUUUUUAUGGUCUUCCCAUUUGUGCUGGUAUUUGCCUCUUUUACAUCUGUCAUCAGUAUUUAGAGGGUGAGAAGUGAAUGUAACAGGUAUAAAUAACAUUUUUUAAAACAAUAGCUUUGCUAUAAUCACAGUUGUUCCAGAGCACUGUCAGAUUCAUUCUAAUGACCAGAACUGGUUGUUUAAAAAAGAAAAUACAACCAUGGGAAAGAAAUCUUAAAUGAAAAACGCAUCUCAUUGUAGGCAUUCUUGCCUCAUAUUUUACUGGGCCAUGUUUGUUUCCUGGUACUCAUGUAUUUUUUUUUUCCAGAUCUCUUUCCCCAAGUUGCUAUUGUAGGAGUAUUCUGCGUGUGGAUGCAGUUAUACUCAUUAAAGCAGAUCUGGAGUCUGAAGUAGCUAUAAAGCAGCUAUAAAACUGAGAAAUACAUUCAUAGCUGCAGAAACCAUGAUAGGUAGAGGACUUUGUUUUGUUUUUUGGUUUUACAGAGAAGAGAUUUUUAUUACAAAGAAAAAAAUUCCAGUGAAUUGUGCAGAAAUGCUGGUUUCUACACCAUCCUAAAGAAAAACUAAAGGGUAUUUUGGAGUAGAAAAAGGUUAUAAAGUUGGAAUCUUAAAUUGUAAAAUUAACCAGAGUGUCAAAGUUCUAAAAGCAGAACUCAUUUUGUGCAAUGAACAUAAGGAAAGACUACUGUAUAGGUGUUUUUUUGUUUUGUUUUGUUUUUAAAUGAAGAGCUUUGCUUAAGGGUUGCAUACUUUUAUUGGAGUAAAUCUGAAUGAUCCUACUCCUUUGGAGUAAAACUAGUGCUUACCAGUUUCCAAUUGUAUUUAGCUUCUGGUUGGAAUUUGGAAAAACAAACAAACAACAAAAAAAGAAAACCUAAAUAAAAUAGGUGAAAGUUCCCUGACUGUUCAGGUGAAUACACAAA